AUGAGUUCGCGCCAUUGGCAGGUACUCGCGAGUACCAGCCGCCCCGGCUGCUACGAGCUGAACAUGAUCAACACCACAGGCGCCGAUCACGAACCGCUCCCCGCACAUCCUUACCAGAUCUUCGCCCUCGCCAAGAGCGCUGACGUUCAUCCACUGCAGAUACAUACUCUGCGGAACGCCUUCGCCCCCUCCGCAGCCUCAUGGCACCGCACGGGCCGAGAGACCGCCGGCCCCGCGCUGUCGAACUGGUGCCUGGCGUACAACCAGUCCGACGAUCUGGUCUGGCUGAACACGCAGGGCUACCACGAGGGGUACUUCGUGGUGAACAGCGCGCCGGGCGGGGCGCAUUUCGUGUGGGCCGAAUUCGCCGUCAAGGCGCGGGACCACGAGGCCCGGUACAUGGUGCUGGAGCGCGGGGUGAUCCCGAGCAUGGGGGGCCAGGCGGCGUGCACGCACGCGGACAUGGUGGAGUUGGCGCGGCGGUGGGAUGGGUACGAGGUCACUGGGGACGAGAAGGAGUACUUUCUGGGGUGCAUCCGGGCGGCGACGCAAAAGCGCGAUGAGAUGGCGGCUUGA
Aspergillus japonicus CBS 114.51 is the source of this 576-nucleotide messenger RNA. RefSeq lists its product as uncharacterized. The transcript has 2 exons. The record is from RefSeq and is a predicted model, not a curated record. Lineage: Eukaryota; Fungi; Ascomycota; Eurotiomycetes; Eurotiales; Aspergillaceae. The coding region runs from base 1 to 576 and encodes 191 amino acids.